Cephus cinctus (wheat stem sawfly) is the source of this 2342-nucleotide messenger RNA. RefSeq names its product neuroendocrine convertase 1. The coding region runs from base 202 to 2292 and encodes 696 amino acids. The record is from RefSeq and is a predicted model, not a curated record. Gene Ontology annotation, biological process: protein processing. Gene Ontology annotation, molecular function: serine-type endopeptidase activity. NCBI's taxonomy places the organism in Eukaryota, Metazoa, Arthropoda, Insecta, Hymenoptera, Cephidae. Gene Ontology annotation, cellular component: Golgi membrane; trans-Golgi network. The transcript has 15 exons.
CCUGUCACUUGGAAUUACGUUCUCGAGCGACUCGGACUUGUUCGAUAUUCGCGAUCGGUUCGAUUCUGCUUCUUCGUUUUUCACGCAUUUUUCACCUUCCGACUAUUCGCUCUCGCGUCCAUCGUAGAGACAGUGAACCCUGAAGCGUCCAAAACUCUGUUGGUUUUUUUCUUUUUUUCUUCAAUCUUUGGGAAUUCUCUGAUGGCGAGGUCAUGGUGCAGAUUGCUGACGUGGAUUCUCGGUCUGACGACGUGUGUCUCGCGCGGGGCUGCCAACGAGUCUCAGAAUUUGGAUUACCAGAACGAGUGGGUGGUCCGAGUAAAGGGUGGUUCUCACGUGGCAUCCCUUCUGGCAAUCCAGUCAGGAUACAGACAUCUCGGUCCCGUUCUCGGAUUUAAGGAUACUUACUUGUGGACCAAGGACUAUGGCCCAAGUCAAAGGAAAAGGGCCGGCCCUGGCGUGGACCCGGGAUGGAGCACCAAGCUCCUGUGGGCCGAACAACAGAAGACGUUCAAGCGGCACAAGCGCGACUUCUUGGCCUUGAACGAUCCUGACUCGGAGAAGCCUCUGCUGCGAGAAAAGCGACUUCCGCCUGAGACGGAAAUGAUAAUGGGACCUGGGAAAAAUUCAGAAAGAGAAAAACGCUCCGCGGAAGAAACUGAAAGCUCCAGCAUGUUCGACGAUGAACUGUGGGAGCAGGAAUGGUAUCUGCAGGACACCAGAGCCAGCAAGAGUUUACCGAAACUCGAUCUGAACGUUUUACCCCUUUACCGACUAGGGGUAACCGGCCGUGGGAUAAGGGUGGCUGUCCUGGACGACGGCCUCGAGUACACGCACGAGGAUCUUCGUAAUAACUACGAUCCCGAAAUUAGCUACGACGUUAAUGAGGCCGACAGCGAUCCAAUUCCACGUUACGAAUCGACAGGGAUGAACGGACAUGGGACCAGGUGCGCAGGGGAAAUAGCCAUGGAGGCGAACAACCAUAAGUGCGGCGUCGGCGUGGCGUUCGGAGCUUCCGUCGGCGGAGUGAAGCUCCUGGACGGCGUAGUCAACGACCGGGUCGAAGGGGAGGCUCUGGGAUUCCGAACGGAUCUGGUCGACAUCUACACGGCUUCCUGGGGACCGGCGGAUGACGGCAGGAGUCUGGAAGCACCGGGACGCCUUGCGACGGAAGCCCUGGAGCGGGGAGUGCGGGAGGGCCGCGCUGGCAAAGGGAGCAUCUACGUGUGGGCUUCCGGAAACGGAGGCUCGAAUUCCGACGACUGCGGCUGCGACGGUUACGUAGGCAGCAUCUACACGGUGGCUGUGGGAUCAGCCAGUCAGAUGGGCCGAUUUCCAUGGUACGGCGAAAGAUGUCCAGCGACACUCGCGACUACCUACAGCAGCGGAGCUUAUCACGAUCAGAUGAUAGCUACGACGGACUUGAAGAAUUCCUGCACGACCAGGCACACAGGGACGUCAGCUUCCGCUCCUCUGGCUGCUGGGAUAAUAGCUCUGGCCUUAGAAGUAAACGACAAUCUCACCUGGCGAGACGUGCAGCAUCUUAUAGUAUGGACGUCGGAGUACAGUCCGUUAAGAGACAAUCCUGGCUGGCUGCGAAAUGACGCUGGAUUCUGGUUCAAUCCACGUUUCGGCUUCGGCCUGAUGAACGCGCACGCCCUUGUGAUGGCAGGCUUCAAUUGGACUAGGGUCCCGGAUAAGGAGAUCUGCAGGAUCGAGCCGAGCUUCCUAUCCAAUGCUAACCUUCGAUAUGGAACACCUGUCAGCCUGGAGUUCGAGGCGAAUGCCUGCGAGGGAGAGGGGAGGAUGAUCGAGUUCCUGGAACACGUUCAACUCGAAGUCAGCCUCAACUACAGUAUUCGCGGUGCACUUUCCAUGCACCUGACUGCGCCAUCAGGGCUCGAAGUGCAAAUUCUGAGGGCGCGAAAGCUCGACGAGUCGCCGGCUGGUUUCGCAAAGUGGAGAUUCUUGUCGGUCGCCUCCUGGGGUGAAAGACCCGAGGGCACGUGGACCCUUAGGAUAUCCGACGAGGUUGGUCCCCCCGAAAAUAAUGGAACGCUCGGGGACUUUGCCCUGAUCUUACACGGCACCAGAGAUCUUCCGGAUUACAGAAGCAAAGGGUCAAGGGUCUACGAUGACGAUUACAACAGAAUUCGCAAGACGAACAAAGUCGACCUCUUAGAUGAUAAAGAGAUAAGAGACGUCGACGAGAAAGACGACUGGAGAUUGGCGAAUCGGAUUAUGGGGAGCUUCGAAGGAAAUUGGAUAAAACGUUUGCUGUUCGCUAAUUGAUUUACAUAUAUAAACGUGAAUAAUAAAAGAACGCGGGUACUGCCCGGAUC